This is a messenger RNA of Didymodactylos carnosus, 918 nucleotides long. Lineage: Eukaryota; Metazoa; Rotifera; Eurotatoria; Philodinida; Philodinidae. The record is from the annotation of a GenBank genome assembly.
AUGAAAGUAAUCGUCGUAUAUGACAAAUCUACCACUAAUGGAAUUUCUUAUGACAUUUCUAUCCGAAGAUAUCCAGAAGAUUUUAAAACACAUUUAAACACAUGGUGUGCUGAUGAUACAAUAAGUAGAAUUACAUUUAAAAAUAAAAUAUAUGUUUAUAACGAUCAUUUUGAUUUUCAAAUUAUGAAAAAUGCCAAUGAUGGGGAAAUACAUGUUUAUAAAAAUUUAUCUGCAGAAGAACUGCAACAACUAGAAAAUCAAAUAAAACUUCAAGAUGAUGAAGAGGAACGUAGGAGGAAUGAAGCUUUAAACAGUUUAAAUAUUGAUGAUUUACAAGAAAAAUCCGUAACAAGUAGCAAGAAAAAGAAGAAAAAAACAGGCAAACAAUCACAACCAAAAAGUGAUAAUGUGGAAGGCAAACAAUCACAACCAAAAAGUGAUAAUGUGGAAGGCAAACAAUCACAACCAAAAAGUGAUAAUGUGGAAGGCAAACAAACUGAAGAAAAAAAACAGCAUUCACCCUCGUCGUCUACUUCAACACCUUCCCUAACACAGAAUUUGUGCACAAAACAGACUCAUGCACAGAGACGGUUUGAUGAUCCGACCGACGACGAUGAUGAAUUAAUUGACAAUGAUGUUUAUAGGCAAAAAGUAGAGUUCGGUGCACACAUUACGCAAGUAAAUAUUAUUGAUUUAGAAUAUGAACCCGAUAAUCCGUAUCAAAAUCAGUUCAAAUCAUUCAUAAAUGAAGAGAUUUUAGUCAAUCAGGAUAGUCCACAAAAACCUCUACAAACAGACGAACAAACUGUAGGUUUAACGGGUGAAUUUUUAUUAUUAUACCAAAUGUUAAACAAGAAGAUUGAUUUUGUCGACAAGAAGAUUGAUUUUGUCGACAAGAAGAUUGAUUUUGUCGACAAG